Messenger RNA from Pararge aegeria (speckled wood butterfly), 2083 nucleotides. RefSeq names its product cytochrome P450 4V2-like (gene CYP340C1). The record is from RefSeq and is a predicted model, not a curated record. Lineage: Eukaryota; Metazoa; Arthropoda; Insecta; Lepidoptera; Nymphalidae. Gene Ontology annotation, molecular function: heme binding; iron ion binding; oxidoreductase activity, acting on paired donors, with incorporation or reduction of molecular oxygen. The transcript is spliced from 10 exons. The coding region runs from base 1 to 1479 and encodes 492 amino acids.
AUGCUGGCGGUGGUGCUAAUAUUUGUGACGUGUGCGGUAUGGGCCUGGUGGCGCAGGACUAAAAACAAAAACGAACCCCCUGCUUUCCCUGGCGGCUUGCCUUUGAUAGGGCAUGCACAUCUUUUAAUUGGAGAUAGUAUACAAUUAUGGAAAUCAGUGAAAGAGCUUUCAUAUGAAAGCCUGAAAGCUGGUGGAGCCAUAUCAGCUUCUAUCGGGCCAAGGACUAUAUACGUUGUGACCGACCCGGACGACUAUUUGACCAUCGCCAACACAUGUUUGCAAAAAGACAAUUUUUACGAAUUCGCAAAACCCUGGCUCGGCGAAGGACUAGUAACUGGAGAUUUAUCAAUUUGGAAAAUACAUCGAAGACUAUUAAACCCAGCGUUCAGUCAGGUGGUUUUAGACGGGUUUCUUGGUGUUUUCAAUGGACAAUCUCGUCGCCUUGUCAAAGACCUAGAAGCUGAAGUUGGUAAAGGACCGUUUGACCAUUGGGUGUACACCCGACAUAAUGCCCUGGAAACUAUAUGCUUAACUGCUUUGGGAGUGGACUUCACAGACAAGAACGUGCUCAACAGUGAAUACGUGAACGCGGCUGAGCAGAUGUUCAAUAUCCUUGUGGACAGGUUCCAGAAGUUCUGGUGGCACAGUCACUUUUUAUACAGCUGGUCCUCAUUAAGGAAGAAACAGGACCAGUGCCUGAAGAUCUUGCAUAAUAUGUCGAAUACCGUCCUGAAAAAAAGAAAGGCUGAUUACUUGAAGAAUAGGAACUGCAAAGAGAUUGAUGAAAAAACUAAAGGUCCAAAAUUUAAGCCGUUCAUGGAUCUUCUUCUGGAACUAUCAAUAGAGAAAGGCGCUUUCAACGACCGGGAGAUUAGAGAACACGUUGACACCAUGAUCGUUGGUGGUCAUGACACUUCAGCCAGUGUGCUCAUGUACACCAUGUUGCUGAUUGGAUCUUAUCCUCAGGUUCAGGAGAAGAUUUUUGAAGAGCUGCACAUGGUAUUCGGUGAUGACGACAGAGAUGUCACGAAGCAAGAUCUGUCACAGCUUGUAUACCUGGAGGCUGUAUUGAAAGAGACCAUGCGCAUUUACCCCAUCGUACCAGUUACUGCGCGACGUCUUGACAAAGAUGUCAAACUACGAAACUGUACUCUGACGAAAGGGCGAACGUGCUUCAUGUUUGUGUACGGGGUCCACAGGCAUCCCAUGUGGGGUCCAGAUUCUGAGGAGUUUAAGCCGGAACGUUGGCUGGACCCCGCCACGUUGCCUGAGUGCCCUACUGCGUUUGCUGGCUUCAGUAUGGGAAGAAGGAUUUGUAUAGGAAAAUCGUACGCGUAUAUGUCUAUGAAGACCACCCUGGCUCACGUGUUCCGGCACUACAGGGUGUCCGGGGACCACACGCAACUCGUCGCUAAAAUUGACGUGAUGUUGAAGCCAGACUCGGGAUACUACAUUACGAUAGAAAGAAGGCAAAAAUAAUUUGCCUCUGUACAAGAUUUGCUCGCUGGCAAUUGAAGAGUCGUUUUCCCAUAUGAACAAACUCUGUAUCUCAAUCUCAAAAUCUGCAAUCUCACGUGGUGAUAAGUGAUGAUGAAGUCUAAGAUAGUAGCUGGCUAACCUGUUUAGAGUAUGGUAGUCAUACCCCUAAUAAGUUACUACGCGACAUCGCACCGGAACACUAAAUCGCUUAGCGGCACGUCUUUGUCGGUUUUUGUCGGUUGGGUAACAAGUCACCAGACCAGAGAAAAUUCAGAAAUUAUAAAUUCCCAAAUUUCCCCAUACUCGAAAACGCCUUCCUAUUGCGAGCAAGCAUGUGUAAGGCUACUCUUGUACAAAAAUAUCCAUAAUCUAACCUAAACUCGCUUCGCUUAGCUAACAAUACCGUAACAAUAUCCUAGGUGUUAGUAACAACUAUCGUAAAGUCAAAGUCAAAGUCAGGCUAUAGAUGGUAGGUACUUUGUACAUGGUGGAUGGGUGAGAUGAUGGUGAUAACUACAUUCGUAAACUUAAAACUAGAACUACGACGGCUCUAUAUCAAUAAUCAUCAUCAUUCAUCAUCAUCACCAUAUCAACCCAUCACUGU